This is a messenger RNA of Penicillium griseofulvum, 2682 nucleotides long. RefSeq names its product Rad4 family protein. Gene Ontology annotation, cellular component: nucleotide-excision repair factor 2 complex; nucleus; XPC complex. The coding region runs from base 1 to 2682 and encodes 893 amino acids. Gene Ontology annotation, molecular function: single-stranded DNA binding; damaged DNA binding. The record is from RefSeq and is a predicted model, not a curated record. NCBI's taxonomy places the organism in Eukaryota, Fungi, Ascomycota, Eurotiomycetes, Eurotiales, Aspergillaceae. Gene Ontology annotation, biological process: nucleotide-excision repair; mismatch repair. The transcript has a single exon.
AUGCCACCCUUCGUCCCCCGCAAGCGCGUAUCCUCCGAGGACCCGCCCCCGGCCAAGCGCCAGGCCCGGCCCGAUAAUUUUCAAGCUCCAUUCCACCUCUCCGACUCCGACUCCGAUUCCUCUUUGAGCGAUGCACCCGAAGAUCUCAACAAGGGCAAUGCCACGCAGGCAUCCGAAUCCGAAGAUGAAGAAGAGGAUAUCGACUGGGAGGAUGCGAUAGACACAAAAACCACCGCUACUACACCUACCGUCGCAGCUCCGGAGCUACAAGACCUAGAAUUGACCCUAGAUCAAAAUGAGACACACGUAUCUGAUCUUCUGGAUGGUAAGAAGGGGCCUAGUAAAAUCGAGCGCCAAAUCAGGAUUCAGACACACUGUAUGCAUGUCCAGUGCUUGCUUUUCCACAACGCCAUUCGCAACGCCUGGAGCAACGAUUCCAAAGUCCAUGAGAUCUUGCGAAAAAAGCUACCGGAAGGAAUUCGCAAGGAAGUCAAAAAAUGGCGCAUAGCUUCGGGUCUAGAACUCCCGGAGCCAAAGCCUGAACCGCCCAAAAGUAAGAAGAAGGGCAAAAAGGCCCAGAAAAAUAAAGACUGGAGUGAUGAGUCGGAGCGACUGGAACCAGGCCAACCAGACAUGAGCCGUGGUGAUCCGAUAAUUACAUUGAUAAAGGUGCUGGUCGCAUACUGGAGGAAGCAAUUUCGCAUUACAGCACCUGGACUGCGAAAGUAUGGAUACCGGCCAGUUUCUGCUCUUGAAUCUGCAAUAACCGACUUUCGUGAGGAAGAACAUGACCCGGAGCGCCACGGUGAGCGUAUCGCCAGUCUUGAUGAGUUCCGCGCGACCGCCGAGCGUAUGCAGGGCUCGCGGGAUGUGGGCGCACAGCUCUUCACAGCUCUCGUCCGCGCUUUGGGCAUCGAGGCAAGACUUGUGGCCAGUCUACAGCCGCUGGGCUUUGGUUGGACUAAAGGAGAGACUUACACACCUGCACCCUCCAAGGACACUGAAAAUGAAGAGGAGUCGGAAGGAUCCGAGCCUGAGACUGACGUAGCUGAAAAUAAGCGACCGGCGAAGAACAAGCGCAAACAGUUUGACAGCGAUCUACCAUUUCCUAUCUACUGGACCGAAGUUGCCUCACCUGUCACGAAUGAGAUCAUAUCUGUGGACCCGCUAAUACUUUCCAACCCCGUGGCACCAUUUGGAGAUACAGAUUUACAAGCAAACUUCGAGCCUCGUGGUGCAAAAGCAGAGCGAGCCAAACAAGUUAUAUGCUACGUUGUCGCCCACUCGUCAGAUGGUACUGCCAAAGAGGUCACGACAAGGUAUCUUCGACGGCGGACCUGGCCCGGCAAAACCAAGGGCUUCCGAAUGCCCUUAGAAAAAGUACCCGUAGGUCCACGGGGGAACUACAUCGCCUUCGACUGGUUCGGGAUGGUAAUGCGCGGAUACCAGCGAGCCCGCAAGAGCAAAACAGCAGUCGACAAACUCGAAGAAAGCCGAGAUUUACAGCCAAACCAACCUGAGAAGAAGAGAACAACCCAAACUGCCGACACCCUUCAAAGUCUCCGAACCUCCACCGAGUUCGUCCUAGAGCGUUUCCUCCGCCGCGAAGAAGCCCUCCGUCCCGGCGCAGAACCCGUCCGAACCUUCAUCGCCGGAAAAGGCGCCCGCGCCAAAGAAGAACCUGUCUUCCGACGAGCAGACGUGCUAAAAUGCCUCUCUGCCGAAAGUUGGCACAAAGAAGGUCGCCAGACGAAACCAGGCGCGGUGGCCCUUAAACGCGUGCCCAUCCGUGCAGUAACUCUCAUCCGUAAACGCGAAGUCGACGAAAUGCACCGUCAGACCGGCGAGAAACCCCUGCAGGGUCUAUACUCGCGCGAUCAGACAGAGUAUAUCGUCCCGCCGCCUAUCCAGGACGGCCGAAUCCCCAAGAAUGAAUAUGGUAAUAUCGAUUGUUUCGUGCCGAGUAUGGUCCCUGCGGGUGCAGCGCAUGUCCCAUUACCUGGUACUGUGCGAGUGUGUAAGAAGCUUGGAAUCGACUAUGCGGAGGCAGUGACGGGGUUUGAGUUUGGGUCGAAGAUGGCAGUGCCGGUUAUUCAAGGUGUUGUUGUUGCGGCUGAGAAUGAGGGGCUACUUAGGGAUGCUUGGAAGGCUGAGGCUGCGGAGAAGAGGAAGAGGGAGGAGCUUAAGGCCGAGAAGAAAAUUCUGCAGACGUGGAGGAAGUUUUUAUUCGGGUUACGGAUUAUGGAGCGGGUGAGGGAUGAGUAUGGGGGUGAUCCUGAUGCUGAUCGGGAGCGGGAUUCGCAUAAUCCUUUCGCUGUACAGAAGAAGCGGAAGGAGGAACCUGAUGACGGUGAUGAGGAAAUGCCUGAUCGAGAGUCAUAUAACGCAAUUGAUCAUGGCGGUGGAUUUCUUCUUCCUGGUCACGAAGAUGACGACGAUGGCCUGAUUGUUGAUCAUCAUGAUCAGCAGCAGGGUUAUGCAGGUCCAUCUCACAAAGAUGCCGAUCAUGCCGAUCAUGCCGAUGGCACUGAUGAUAACGAGCCAUUCGAAUCUGGAUGUCCUACUGCAGACUCACAUGUGUCUAUAUCCUCGGGUUCAGGUAAUGAGGUGGAUAAUGGCAAGGGUGAAGACUCCGAACCUGAAUAUGUACCGCGCAGGACACGUCGAACGCGAGGUCCUUAA